CACUGUGUAAAGAACACGUCAUGCUCGUCCACGUUUUGAUAGCAUAGCACGGCACGGUAGCAUGAAAACAUCAUGCAGAGGCAGGGCAGUGUGUUGUGUGGCUUCUAGACAUCACGUGAUGGUGGAUGCCCGUGUAUUUGUAGCUGCAAUGCUAUAGUUUGAUGGAGUAAUAUGCGUUUCUACGCCCUGCUCAUUCUCGUAGCGCCUGUAAUAAGUAUUCAGGGAGAUAACGAUGUAUCUGCUAAGGAAUUGCCGGACUGCUCCAAGGUGUCAGCUGAGCCAAAAAGAUCGCCCAGGGAGCUGUUUAUUGUGAGUACGUUGGACGGAAAGAUAUCCGCUUUGGACCCACUGGAGAAUGGAAACUUGGUCUGGUCCCACGAAACGGGACCUGGUGGAUUGAUGUCCUCUAGUCUGAGCAAGCUCGAAAUGCGCAGCCGUGGUCAGUGGAUGCGGCUCGUCCCGUCACUCGAUGGCUCGCUGUACAAGUUCACCGGGGACACUGUGGAGCCAGUCCAGAUGACGGCCGAUUUUUUGCUCAAGAGCUCCUUCAAACUGGGCGACGAUCUCGUCAUCACGGGUGGCAAGGAGUCGCAUACCUACGGGAUCGACCUCCACACGGGACAAAUUCACUACGUAUGUACCAUGAGCGGCUGUAACCAGACGGAGGGUGACGACCCUGACGCAAUGGACAUCCUCGUAGUGAAACGCAACACGCAGACGGUGCGAGCCAUCGAACCUCGAACUGGACGUGAAAAGUGGAACUUCAGUGUGGGAGAGCUGGAGCCAUCGGUACUCCGAAGCAAGCUGGGGGGCUGUCAGUCUGAAACCUCUCUUCAGGAUACUCCCGUCGGCAGCGCCGAAGGAAAGUGCCUGGGUACGGAUGGAAGCUGUUCCAGGCCGGAGGGCUACAUCCAGGUCGUGGUGCCCGAGGGUCUCAUUGCGGCUCGAAACAAGGCUCAAGGUGUGCUCGACUGGUCUGUCAAGUUCCCUAGCCCUGUGGUAGGAGCCUGGUACCUACGGGAUGGAGAACUGGAACCGGUGAACCUAUUUGAGCAGGGCCGUAUCAUUGGCCUUGAAGGGGGCGAGGAUGGCACGUCGGUGGACCCCGUCCUAUACAUUGGUGUACACGAAAAACAACUGUAUGUGCAACACAACAUAAAACGAGAGCUGAAGGCCGUCGGCUCGCAGUCGUCCAGCGACCAAGCCUUGUCACGUGUCCAGUGGAAGCCGUACUUAGCAUCAGCACCUAGCCGAACGCCAAUCAUCAACACUGGGCGCUCGGCACCACCGCUACUGGGGGACUCUGGGAUUGUGGACGUAGGGAAGUCUCUCAUACUGAGGGACGACAUCGUCGACUAUCCCUUUGAUACUGGAUACUAUCUAUACGAAAGCCCUGAGCUGGACAACAUAUCUGCUGAACAUGUCCUGUGUGACGAAGAAAAGGAACAAGAGUCCUUGGAUCACUAUAUCAUUGUGUCAAUUUGGUACUGGUGGAAAGAAGUCCUAGCAAUCAGUAUUGUGAUGUCUCUGCUAGUGAACCUUCUCAUCACACGUCACGUGUUGCGCCGCUGGCAGCAGAACUUCUUGCGGGAGUCGUCCUCUUCUAAGGACAAAACUGCAGCCUUGUCACCUGUUGUGGAAUCCCCUCCCCUGGUACCAGAUGGCAAAGAUGUCUCCACGGCUGAGAAGGCGUUUGCUGCAAAUGAACUGCCAAAGUUUGAAUCGAGGUAUCUGUCUGACUUUGAGCCAGUCCGCUGUUUGGGCAAAGGUGGAUUUGGCUUGGUGUUGGAGUCUAGGAACAAAAUUGACGACUGCACAUACGCAGUGAAACGGAUUUGCCUUCCUAACAGCCCAGAGGCUCGGGACAAGGUGAUGAGGGAAGCAAAGGCAUUGGCCAAGCUGGACCACAUGGGAAUAGUGCGAUAUUACAACGCCUGGUUGGAGAGCCCUCCGCCAGGCUGGCAAGAGCGCCAAGACGAUGUGUGGCAAAGCAGUUUUGACCAGUGGUCAAGCAGUGUCUACACAGACCCGGACAAGGCCUCAGCGACCGCUCCAUCUGCCUCGCCCAACAGGACCCGGUCAUUCAAUCCCCUGCAGCCGUUUGACCCGGGAUUUGAGACAUCAUCGAGUGGCGUCACUGUAGACCCCUCACUGACUUCGACGCAGGAGCUACCAUUCCAGUCAUACGUCGUUUAUAAUCCAGACGACUCGGAUUCCGUUGUCCAGUUUGAGCGCUCCGAAGGGAAGACUGGAGAUGCAGACGACAGCUCGUCAGGCGGUUGUCAUGCACACCGCAAAAGGCCCAGCAGCCUGUCGUUUCAGAGCAUUGGACCUCACAAGGUCUACCUCUACAUUCAAAUGCAGCUAUGUAAAAAAGAAAGUCUAAAGGAGUGGCUCCAUGCACAUUCCUCUUCACGCGAAUACGAGGCAGUCCUGGACAUCUUCUAUCAGAUUGUGAAUGCGGUUGAAUAUGUUCACGAACACGGCCUCAUCCACCGGGAUCUAAAACCGUCAAACAUCUUCUUCGCCAUGGACGACGCCAUCAAGGUUGGUGACUUUGGUCUCGUCACCGCAUUAGCGGGUGGUGGGGGAUCAGUACCGGCAACACCGUCUGACGGUGCAAUUAGCCCAACCUGCGAUUCGGGACGCUUGACGGACCAAGUCGGUACACAGCUCUACAUGAGUCCCGAACAGAUUGACGGAUUAAAAUAUAAUCAGGCCGUUGACAUAUUUUCAUUGGGUCUCAUCUUCUUUGAACUGCUAUGGCCCUUUUCUACCCAGAUGGAAAGGAUACAUGUGCUUUCAAGCGCUAAGAAGCUACAAUUUCCGUGUAACUUCAGACGCGAUUACCCGUCAGAGAUACUGCGAACUGAACUGGAAUACAAGACGAGCCCGUUUACAACGAUACCGACGUGUGAACUGAUAGAGCAGUUACUCUCACGAGACAGCGAGAGCCGUCCGACAGCCAAGGACAUAAAGCAACACAGGCUGUUCCAAGCAUUUCAUCCGUGUGAGGAAGCUGUCACGCUCGCGCAGCGUCGGCGACGGAACAAGUCCUUCAACAGCUCUUCUUUCUCCGAGUAACGCAAAAGCGGCCGCGCAACAAUUCCGCACAAUAGUCGUAGCCACGGUUAUGCCAACCACAACUCAUUUCAUUUCCUGUCGAUAAAACUGCCCUUUCUUUUACAUCCCUCACCCAAGUGGGGUACUCAUCGCCUGAGGCACAAGAAGCUCCUUUCCAUUGUUUGGAGUGUGCAUUAAGCAUCAUUAUUGUUAGUAUUUAUAAGUUAUAUAGGUUCUGUAAAUAUGUACAUACAUAAAUAAAUUUUACCUUGAGAA
This is a messenger RNA of Ornithodoros turicata, 3339 nucleotides long. RefSeq names its product eukaryotic translation initiation factor 2-alpha kinase 3-like (gene PEK). The transcript has 19 exons. Gene Ontology annotation, biological process: protein phosphorylation. NCBI's taxonomy places the organism in Eukaryota, Metazoa, Arthropoda, Arachnida, Ixodida, Argasidae. The record is from RefSeq and is a predicted model, not a curated record. The coding region runs from base 172 to 3084 and encodes 970 amino acids. Gene Ontology annotation, cellular component: cytoplasm; nucleus. Gene Ontology annotation, molecular function: ATP binding; protein binding; eukaryotic translation initiation factor 2alpha kinase activity.